AUGAACCCGAUCUCUUUGAUUUUCCAGCUUCAGCAUUACAGAGAACAACGGAGGAUUCCGAUAUAUGCUCUACGCCGCCAUGCUCGACCCGACCGGCUAGAUUGGCUUAGGCGAGACCACGGCCAGUCCGACUUCUCCGUCACAGCUGAUAGUUUUCUUCCAUCAGAGCAAUUGAAAAGGUAUGCCUCAUUACCAAACCCUCUCGGCAGCACUUGCUGCAUGAAAAUGACUUCCUCGGCAUUAUCCAUGACUCUCGAGAACGGGACGUUGGGUAGGUCGGCUGACAGGUACCCGAGAUUGAAACCCGUGACAAGAGCACAUGUCGUAUCGAACGUAGAUAAGGUAAAAUGUGAAAUAGCAAAGAUGGGACCUUUUGAAAAGGGGCGCGUGAAAAUGGCGAUAGUGUACGCGCUGAUGGCGCAUGGCUCAGUGGUGCUGGAAGAAUAUAGGGCGGAGGAUGAUGAUGAUGUGCCAACUAUGAGUGGGAACAAUAACAUGUUCUUUGCAACGGUGGUUGGUGUAACAUAUCAUGCGAAUUCGUUUUUGGAUUUAAAUCUUUUGAGGCCGCUGCUUAGGGCUUGUGAAGCUCGUUACUGUAAACACACUCUCAUUCAG
This is a messenger RNA of Striga asiatica, 615 nucleotides long. NCBI's taxonomy places the organism in Eukaryota, Viridiplantae, Streptophyta, Magnoliopsida, Lamiales, Orobanchaceae. The record is from the annotation of a GenBank genome assembly.